UUUCUCAAUUCAAUCCACUAUGAUUUUGAUCUUUCCAAACUCUAAUCAGAACCAAGCAAACAUGCUUGCUCUUCCACUUUUCUUUUUCUUAUUCUUAUCAUCUAUUCCGAUUCUAACCAGUGGUUUAACCCUCGACUUCGACCUUAUUCACCGUGAUUCACCAUUAUCGCCAUUUUACAAUUCCUCAAGCACCUUAUCAGAACUCACUCGACAAGUUAGGUUGCGUUCCAUGGUUCAUCAUCAUAAACGUCUUCAUCAUCACCUUCAUACUGACAUACUUCCCCCGAUUUUCUAUGGAGGUCAAGGUGAGUACCUUAUGAGAAUCUAUAUUGGUUCUCCACCAGUUGAGAGUUGGGCUAUCGUAGACACAGGAAGCGACCUUAUAUGGGUCCAAUGCUUACCAUGUAAUACGUGUUAUCCUCAAAACUCACCCAUCUUUAAUCCCUUUAAGUCUUCUACCUAUAAGAUCGUGUCGUGUCAUUCAAAACCUUGUACGUUCUUUAAUGGCCAAUCUGACUGUGGAUUCUCAACACAAUGCGUGUACAAAUAUGGAUACGGGGAUGGUUCAAUUACCACCGGAGAUUUUGCAAGAGAUGUGUUCAGUUUUCGAGGAAAAUCUGAUUCGUUUCAGAGAACUUUACUUAUAGGAUGUGGGCAUAACAAUACUGGGGCAUUCUCAGGUAAGGGCUCAGGGCUUGUGGGGCUUGGGAUGGGACCUUUGUCUUUAGUUUCUCAGUUGGGUCCUGAGAUUGGUCACAAAUUCUCUUACUGUUUAGUUCCUUACUUUUCAAAAUCCAUUGGUAAACUGAAAUUGGGUAAGGAGGCAAAGAUAUCUCAUCAUGGGGCUGUGUCCACCACUCCAUUCGUAACUGAUUCUGACAGUAAAACAAAUUACUUCCUCACUCUUGAAGGUAUCACCAUUGGAAACAAGACAUUGAAGAUUGGUCCCAAAACAGAGGGGAACACACUUAUUGAUUCUGGGCAGACAUGGUUCUUAAUUGAAUCAAGCUUUUACACAAAGAUGGAGCCUUUGAUAAAGAAAGCUAUUAGGGUUAAAGAAGUAAAGAAACCUCCUGAGCCAUUUGUCUUGUGUUACUCAAAUAAGUAUUCUGAAACUAUCAAGAAGAGGUUUCCAAAGUUUGUGGUUCAUUUUAAGGGUGCCGAUGUAGCCUUGAAGCCACAUCAAAACAUAUUCUUUCAUCAAGAUCAUUUGCUCUGUUUAGGCAUAAUCCCAAGCAUUCUGUUUGACUAUGGAAAUUUGCCACAGGUUAAUUUUCAAGUGGAACAUGAUAUUGAAGCCAGAAAGAUUUCCUUUGCUCAUGUUGAUUGUGGAAAGCAUUAGAAGAAAUAUAUAAUUAUAUGAUAAAUAAAAUAAAUAAGAAGCUUGGCGCCUGCAUGCCGACGUGCCAACAAAUACAUAGCUCAAGUUUGAAGUAUUGUUGGAGAUAUAUAUAUAUAUAUAUAUAUAUGAGGUUUGAUUUGAGUUUGGGGAGAAUGAUAAUUGAAGACCCUGUAAGAAAAUUGAUGUAAAAUAAAAAUAUUUGAGUUUAAAAUUCCUGAUAUUUUGGAAAUUCAUGAUAUUUCAAUUGUAAAAAGUCCUUGAUAUUUUUCAAGGAUCCUUAUUUGUCA
Messenger RNA from Prosopis cineraria, 1629 nucleotides. Its product is annotated as probable aspartic protease At2g35615. The coding region runs from base 20 to 1342 and encodes 440 amino acids. The transcript has 2 exons. The record is from RefSeq and is a predicted model, not a curated record. Gene Ontology annotation, molecular function: aspartic-type endopeptidase activity. Gene Ontology annotation, cellular component: extracellular region. Gene Ontology annotation, biological process: proteolysis. Lineage: Eukaryota; Viridiplantae; Streptophyta; Magnoliopsida; Fabales; Fabaceae.